UUACGCACCCAACUCUCUCUCUCUCUCCCAAAACCAUCCGAAUCUGUGUGUUCUUUCUUUCUUUCUGCUACUCUGUAUCUUCCACUUCACCUAUGGUGAGUCUUUUGUUUAGAAUCAUGAUACGUUUGAUUCAUUUAUCGUAUUAUUGUAGGUAAAUUUCAGAGCUUUACUGACUUCACACAAGUACACGAGAGAGCUACUUCUCUAGUCCGUGCUUGUGUUUGGGUUUGAUUAGGAAGGUAAAAUGGUCGUGGAAGAUUGUGCAAAGAUAGUCAUUACCAAAAAAAAAAGCGGUCUUUUUAAGGAUUAUAAAAGUCAGUUAUUUUUUAUUUACUGUGGUAGCUUCAGUAGACGAAAGACUCUUCCUAGCUAGUAACUCUCAAAUGGAUGAUGGUGGUCGGCAUAAAGCACCUCAGGGCCAGUGGAUGAUGCAGCAGCAGCAGCAUCAGCCAUCGAUGAAACAAGUGAUGUCGAUAAUAGCAGAGCGCGACGCAGCGAUCCAGGAGAGGAACCUAGCUAUAUCAGAGAGAAAAUCAGCUGUAGCUGAGAGAGACAUGGCGUUUCUCCAGCGAGAUACCGCCAUCGCUGAGCGCAACAAUGCGAUCAUGGAGAGAGACAGUGCUCUCUCAGCGUUACAGUUCCAUGACAGCUCCAUGGCUUCCCCUUCUUCCUCUGCAAAGCACAUGCACCAUCAUCAGCAACAUCACAUACUUCCGCUGAGUGAAACUCCAUAUGAUGGUCUCCUUACAUCACAAUUAGCCUUGGAAUCUGCAAAACCAAAACGUGGCAAACGAGUGAGAGACCCAAAGAACACUGCUGCUAGUAAGAGAGGGACAAAGAAUCAUAGGAAGGUUAAGAAAGAGAAGGAAGACGAUUUGAGCAAGAUCAUGUUUGUGAAGACAACAACCCUUGACUACGGCGAAGAAGAAGUUAACCAGGUUGUGUAUGACGAGACGACAAUGCCACCACCUGUCUGUUCAUGCACAGGAGUUCUCAGACAGUGCUACAAAUGGGGAAACGGAGGUUGGCAGUCAUCGUGUUGCACGACCACAUUGUCGAUGCAUCCGUUACCAGCACUGCCCAACAAAAAACAUGCCAGAGUUGGGGGAAGGAAAAUGAGCGGAAGCGCCUUCAACAAGCUACUAAGCAGGCUUGCUGCACAAGGGCAUAGUGAUCUCUCAGACUCUGUUGAUCUCAAGGACCAUUGGGCAAAGCACGGUACAAACCGUUAUAUUACGAUCAAAUAAUUAUGUGUGUAUUUUAGGUGUUAGAGCAUCAGCAUCGCUAGGACUUUUUUCUAAGUCCUUAGGUUUUUAAAAUAAUUUUUGUAGCUUAGGACUUUGAUUAGGGACUUUUUUCUAAGUCCUUAGGUUUUUAAAUUAUUAUUAUUAUUAUGUACUAAAAGAGGAAAAGAAUUGUAUGUGGAGCCA
Molecule: messenger RNA, 1430 nt
Organism: Raphanus sativus (radish)
Lineage: Eukaryota; Viridiplantae; Streptophyta; Magnoliopsida; Brassicales; Brassicaceae
Product: protein BASIC PENTACYSTEINE6-like
Exons: 3
Coding region: 384-1247 (287 amino acids)
Biological process (GO): response to ethylene
Cellular component (GO): nucleus
Molecular function (GO): sequence-specific DNA binding; DNA-binding transcription factor activity
Source: RefSeq, a predicted model, not a curated record